Molecule: messenger RNA, 2688 nt
Organism: Wickerhamiella sorbophila
Lineage: Eukaryota; Fungi; Ascomycota; Dipodascomycetes; Dipodascales; Trichomonascaceae
Product: Glucosidase 2 subunit alpha
Exons: 1
Coding region: 1-2688 (895 amino acids)
Biological process (GO): N-glycan processing; carbohydrate metabolic process
Cellular component (GO): glucosidase II complex
Molecular function (GO): carbohydrate binding; alpha-glucosidase activity
Source: RefSeq, a predicted model, not a curated record
AUGCAUCCCUUCAAGCUGCUUGUGCUAACGGGAAUCGUUCCUGUGCUGGCGGUCAAGGAUUAUUUGUUUCGAAAAUGCGACCAGAACCCGUUCUGCCAUCGCAAUCGUCACUACGCAGUCGAAGCGCAACGCCCGGACUUUGUGACUCCCUACACGUUAGCAAACUUGGAUACUGCCGACCCGGCGCACAUCACCGGCACUUUGGUCAAGUCUGUUGGCGAUCAGACGGUCGACCUCUCGCUGCUGAUCGAAAUUAAAACUGACAACACUGUGCACUUUGUCGUAGACGAACCCAAUCGCAAGUUGGAUAACCCGGCGUUGCAAGCCUCGAGGUACUCUCCGGCUGGCGACAUUUUGGAUCACAGCCAGGUGUCCAAGCUCAAACCGACGAAAAAUGUCAAAGUUUCAAAGAAAGAUGGUGCCGUGACCAUAUCCUUUGGCGAUGGAAAUGAGGUUGAAAUCACUUUGAGUCCUUUCAAGGCCAGACUUCUCCACAAAGGCACAGAGCAGGUUGCUUUAAACAACCGCCAGCUUCUUAACUUUGAGCAGUUGCGCAAGAAAGACAGCAACGAUGGCUGGAACUCGUGGGAGCUCCAGGACAAUGCGUGGUCGGACAGUUUUGACGGAAAAACCGACGAAAAAUCUCGGGGCCCGGAGGCUGUGGCUCUGGAUAUUGAUUUCUCGAAUUACAAACACGUUUUCGGAAUUCCUGAGCAUGCCGACAGCUUGUCGUUGAAAGAAACCAAUUCCGAAUCGGGCCACUCCGAGCCUUAUCGUCUGUUCAAUGUUGAUAUUUUUGAGUACGAAACCCAGAGCCCUAUGCCCAUGUACGGAUCUAUUCCGUUUAUGAUGGCCUCUAAGACUGAUAGUGCUACUGGUGUGUUCUGGCUGAAUGGUGCCGAUACCUAUGUCGACGUUUCCAAGUCUUCUCAAGGUGUUGGAAGUCACUGGAUUUCAGAGGCCGGUAAACUCGACUUUUACUUGUUUGUUGACGACAAGCCUGCUCAUGUACUCGAGGCUUAUGGUAAACUCACCGGUAUGGCAGCCCUUCCCCAAGCUUUUGCAAUUGGAUAUCACCAAUGUCGCUGGAACUACAACAGCCAGUCGGAUGUGCUCGAAGUGAAUGCCAACUUCGACGAGGCUUCGCUUCCUUAUGAUGUGAUCUGGCUUGAUGUUGAGUAUACUGAUGCCAAAAAGUACUUUACAUGGAACAAGGAUCAGUUCCCAGAGCCUGUGGAAAUGCUGGGAGAGCUUGAUGAAACCAAAAGAAAACUGGUCACUAUUAUUGAUCCCCAUAUCAAAGCUGAAAAGAGCUACUUUGUAUAUGAUGACUUGGUUAACAAAAAUUUUGCUGUCCAAGAUCGGGCAAACAAGCCGUACGAAGGACACUGCUGGCCGGGCAAUUCUGUUUGGGUUGAUUCUAUGAAUCCUGCCGCAUCAGAGUAUUGGGCAUCGCUUUAUGCGUUUGGAAACGAUUUGGGUGGAGACGCCUUGAAUCUUCAUAUUUGGAAUGACAUGAACGAGCCAUCUGUGUUUUCGGGUCCUGAGACAACCGCUCCUAAAUACUUGUUGCAUCACGGCGGCUGGGAGCAUCGCGAUCUCCACAAUGUAUACGGUCAAACUCUCACCAAUCGUACAUUCGAUGGUAUGCUGAGCCGAUACAAUGGUGAGCAGCGCCCUUUCAUUUUAACUCGCUCCUACUAUGCUGGCAGUCAACGUAUUGCCGCCAUGUGGACUGGUGACAACCAAGCUGAUUGGGCGUAUCUGAAAGAAGCGACACCAAUGAUCCUUACUUCUGGUAUUGCUGGUAUGCCCUUCUCUGGUGCAGAUGUUGGUGGAUUUUUCAACAAUCCUGAUUCUGAGCUGCUCACUCGUUGGUACCAAGCGGGAGCCUUUUAUCCGUUCUUCCGCGGUCAUGCCCAUAUCGAUUCGGCUCGUCGUGAACCGUAUCUUGCUGAAGAGCCGUACAAAUCCGCUAUUUCCAACGCUCUUCACCUCCGAUACCAGCUUUUGCCCCAGUUCUACAGCGCGUUCUACGAAGCAUCGCAAACCCUGGCUCCGGUCAUGCGUCCUUUGUUCUUUGAGUUCCCCGAGGAAGAGGCGGUUUAUGCGAUCGACGAUGAGUUUUUGAUUGGCGACUCGCUCUUGGCAAAGCCUGUUGUUGAUCGAGGCGCCAAAAGCAUCGAUGUUGUUUUGCCGGGUGGAGGAGUGUACUACGACUAUUUCACCGGUAAGGCGCACCGGGCGAACAAAAUCACGGUCCCCACCGAGCUUGAAUCUAUUCCCCUGUUUGUUCGUGGCGGAAAGAUCAUCACUCGUCGUGAUCGCCACCGCAGGUCUGCUGAAUUGAUGGCUAACGACCCCUACACACUGGUGGUUGCAGUUGACGACAGUGGCCGGGCAUCUGGCAAGCUAUACACUGACGAUGGUAUCUCCUACGGCUACGAAAAGGGUCAUUAUGCCCUGGCUGAGUUUGUUUACGAAUCUGGUCAACUUAAGAAUAAGGUUACGCAUGCCGACAAAGCGUUUAAUGAUCUUAACAUUGAACGCAUCAUUGUGUACGGAGCCCAGGCUUCCACGGCUCACGCGGGCAAAACGAAGUUCGAUCUCGAGCAGACCGACGCUGGCUUUAUUGUUCGCAAUCCCCGCUUCAAAAUCGCCGAGAACUGGACGCUUACUUUUAAAUAA